CCGUCGCAAAAGACUUAGUCUUUACUUACUCGGAGGGUACGUAGCUUGGCGCAGGGCCUGUGGCAGGGACGGCGCGCUCUUUAUCGUGAUUCUUUGGUUCAUCUUUGCCAGCUGCGCGCUGCGCUAGGACCUCGAAGGGACAUGGCAUGGCAGGAGUUCGCUGCUGUUGGGCUUCCCUGGCGCGACCCUCCGCAACAGCCUCCGGAACCCCAGUUCUUCUACAGCGAUGGCGACAAGGUCCAAAGCCUUCACAGCCGCUUUCGCGUGAAUCUUGUCUUGACAAACCGGACCCGCCACAACGUGGAGGUCUACUGGGUCGACUUUGACGGUCGAGAGUCCUUUUACGGAAAAAUGGAGCCAUGGAGCACCAUCUUGGUGUACACCUUCUUGACGCACCCAUUUGUGUUCCGGAGCAAAGCCCUCGCCAUCGGCGAUCUCCUUGUCAACAAUUUACCGGUGUGCUGGCCCAGCUCCAGCCACCCGUUCCAGGAGGUGACGGAGGCGCAGUUUUGCGCGUGGACGCCCGCCAGCCAUGCAUCCUACUUCAGGCCCAAGUUCCCACAAUUCGCGGCUGCGGUGCGGCAGCUUUUGCUCGCCUGCAACGCGCAGCACAAGCGCCCGGGCAGCCGCCGCAGCAGUGCUGGAGGUGGCGGCGGCGAAGAAAACCUCGGCGGCUGCAAGAGCCGCCGCAGCAGCAGCACCGGCGGCUCUGAGUCGGGGGUCGGGGAGGCCAGAUGCUGCGGGCAGCUGUGGAAGAAGCCAGGCGAGGGUACCGCUGGCACGCCGGGCGCCUCUGCUGUGGAGCCCCAGGGCCAGGCCUCUCUCGGCUUGCUGCCCUACGACCUCGUGCUGAAGAUUAUCUCGUACCUCGCGCCUCCGCUGCACUUUGUGCUGCCUGUUGGGAAGGAGGCCGUGGAGAUGUUGCCGCCAUCCGUGGAGCACAGCGCUCAGCCACCGGUGGUGUUCAUGGCGGCGAGGCUGCUGGGGCCGCGCGCGCCUAAGCAGCCCACUGCGGAUGCGGCUGCAUGGGUUGCGGCCGCAACCAUAGUGCAGCGCGCCGGCGGAGGGCCGCCGGGGAUGCAGCUGCUGCCUGAAGCGCUGCCGGCGUGGCCCCUGGCUAAUGGCGUGGCCGGGGCCCGUGCCGCGCAACUGCUAGCGGGCGCAGCACAGCAGGCACAGCACGCCGUCAUUGCGCAGGCGGUGGCGGCAGCCGCGGAACCUGAGGCGCCACUGCCGGCCGGCACGCAUGAAGUGCUACAGUAUACAGAGGCUCUGGCACUGGCUCACCUGGCCUUCAAGCGUGUAACGCACAUGGCGAGCCAGCAGGAAGCACAGGCGCCGGUUCUGUGGCAGUACAUCAAGGCGGCGCGUGAGGCCGCAGGAAAGCGCGGGACACAGGACCGCCUGGCGGCUCUGCAGCAGCACAGCACCGCGGCUAUGACGAGCCAGGAGUGGCAGAGGCGUCUGGCGCCGUGGCCGCUGGAGGACAGCAUGUUCAACCCCGUGGGGGCGCCGUAAUAGCAGCAGAUGGUGCCGGCCAACAUGGCGCAGGCGCAGGCGCAGGCGCAGGCGCAGGCGUGGACGACAACGCUGCACAGUAGCAGGGCUUGCGAUACGGUAUUGCACAACACUCAUGUGACUGCAGGUUACUGAUAUCCCGUGCCGCCUCUAAAGAGACGGGACUGACUGGCAUGGGCUUCGGCUGUGGAAGGGCUGCAGUGCCCGGGCAGUCAUCAAAUUGUAAUGGCUUUGUGUGUGCGACACGCUUUGGGCUGCGGAACUGGGGGCGCCGCUGAGGCUCCGAGCAACUGUACUACGAGGACGUGACAACAAUAAGGCAAAUGGCAGAAGCUUGAGAGGCACGGCCCCGUUGUGUGCGGUUGGUGUUCUGACUUAAGAGACUGGUUUGGGUCCAUAUGGCCAGCAGAGUCGUCCGCAAUCUGAUGUUAAGCGGGGAUCUUAAGGUCAGGCACUCCCCCCCCCCCCGGCGGGCUGACACACCAAUUUCGUGAUACAAUGUGAGAGGAGAAGUCAGAAGUGAGCUGCUGCUGGUGAUAUCUUAUGUAUGAAUGAACAGUAUUGAUGCCUCGAUUUUGAAUAAGACAGGGGGGGCAAGUUAGGCAAUCUCUAGACAACACCUGUGCUAUGGUGUUGACAGUUGCUGAGUUGCAACUAUUGGACCCGGAGCUUUGCGUGCGCAGGCCUGCCAUAUGCUAGUGUUGUUGAGUUGAGAGCGCUCAUGCCAUACAUGAGUAUACGUUGUUCGUUGUAACACUUAAUAGGC
This is a messenger RNA of Chlamydomonas reinhardtii, 2284 nucleotides long. RefSeq lists its product as uncharacterized. The record is from RefSeq and is a predicted model, not a curated record. Lineage: Eukaryota; Viridiplantae; Chlorophyta; Chlorophyceae; Chlamydomonadales; Chlamydomonadaceae. The transcript has 5 exons. Bases 142 to 1518 code for a protein of 458 amino acids.